CUGCUCCACCAGAGUCUAUCACGCGAGACCAGGAUAGGAUUUUAGUUAUGCUCACUAUUAUGGUGAUUCUUACCUGAAAUUUCAAGGCUUGCAUUUAAACAUGCAAAACUUCAUCCACUUGGAAUUUAAGACCUAUAAACCUGAUGGACUACUCCUAUAUAUUGAAGAGAGCUCGGAAACAAUAGGACAGUUUUUAAUUCAGCUUUUUAUCAGACAUGGCAUCUUACAGUACCAAUUUGUAUGUGGUAGAGCAACUCAAGUCAAAAACAUCACAACUCCUGCUAGAGUGGAUGAUGGACAAUGGUAUAAAGUGCAGAUUAGAAAAGUAUUUUACAUCAUAGACCAAGAAAAGGACAAAUUUCCUACCGAGAUCAUUACUUUUGUUCACACCAGUAAUGUUACACCUUUUAAUGUUUGUAAAUAAACAUGCAUAUUACUGUCAGGCACUGCUCUCUAUCCAGUCCUUGUAGUUCACCAAAACGUUCAUACUGAAAGUAAAAUAGCAGCAUUUCUGAAAUAAAUUUCUCACGAUGAUGGAAUAUUGUGUCUCAACUGUAACAACUGAAAAAAACUGGAUGCAGUAACAGGACAGGAUCUUCAUCACAGAUCUUGGAAAGAUUGAUAAUUUCAGAUAGGAUAUUGCCCCAAAUUAGUUUGUGGUUUUGGCUGCAAAAUGGAGCAUGUGCCUCAGAGCAGUGCCCAAGAACCCUGUAUUUAUAUGCGAGAUAGCGUGGUUGUUUACUAAGUCUUAUUUUUAAUGAAAAUCAUUGUGCCUAUUUUACACACGUCUGAUUGUCUGGAUUUUGUUACAAGUGAAUUGAUAACGCAAUAUUGAAAGUCUGGGUAUGGACAAUAUCGCACAGGGAUUAGAUUUUUGCAGGCCUUAUAGAGGGAAGAAAAUGUUAAAAAGACUCGAGCAUUGGAAAGUUUACAUGUUUGUUCUAAUGCUCCAUUGGAACAACAACCAUUUCCAUACCGAUAAUAAUAGCAUCAUAAAAUCCUUGGUUAAAUUAAAUUUACUUUUUAUCUCAGAUCACAGUUGGCAAUGACUUUAACAAAGCUAGCAGUUUAUGAAUUGAUUAUGCAGUAGAUGUCACCAAUAAAACUUCUUUUCUUUAAAAUGAAUCUAUCAAAUUUGUAUUUCUUUUUUUAAUUGACCCUGACCAUUAAGAUUAGAAAACUGGUCUAGGUGCUGCAUCAGCCUAGACAUCAUAUGAAAAGGGUGCAUUUUUCUCAUGAAGUUCGUAAUUUGAAAUUUUCACUAAUUAUCUGUAGGGCUUUGGGGGAUUGAUUAUCUUGGUUUUGAGAUGAAGAUGUUUUCUUAUUCUUCUAGUCAGUAAAAGGUCUUUCUAAUCAUGCCAUAAUGCAACAUAUGCUCUCUCUGGAGCUUGUACUUUACUUGUUUGUUGAUAGCUUUUGUGAAGGCCUGAAAUAACCCAUAUGGUGCAAAAUAUGCUGUAUUUGUUAUACUUCAGAAUAUACAACAAAGCCCAGAUUUUCCCUAGGGCUUCUGAGCUGGUGAAA
This is a messenger RNA of Meleagris gallopavo (turkey), 1524 nucleotides long. The record is from RefSeq and is a predicted model, not a curated record. Lineage: Eukaryota; Metazoa; Chordata; Aves; Galliformes; Phasianidae.